Messenger RNA from Ascoidea rubescens DSM 1968, 588 nucleotides. RefSeq lists its product as uncharacterized. Gene Ontology annotation, biological process: phosphorelay signal transduction system. The record is from RefSeq and is a predicted model, not a curated record. Bases 1 to 588 code for a protein of 195 amino acids. The transcript is spliced from 3 exons. Lineage: Eukaryota; Fungi; Ascomycota; Saccharomycetes; Ascoideales; Ascoideaceae.
AUGAACGAAGAUAGUCAAAGAUAUAAUGCAUUUCCAAGAUUCGAUGAUCCAUAUGCGGAUAUUCCAACACAUCGUAAUGUUGAACCGAUAAGCAAUAAUCAUUUAGACAAUGAAGAAGAUGAAGACGUUGAAGAGAUUUCCAUUGAAAAAGAAUUGAUUGAUUGGGCAAUAUUCAAUGACGUCUUAGAAAUGGAUGAUGAGAAUAAUGACGACUCAUUGUUUUCAAGAAAUUUAUUAUAUUUAUUUAUAUUGCAAGCUUGCUUAUCAUUCAAGGAGAUUGAUUUAAUAUUAAAUAAAAUAUUCAACCAAUUAAAUCAAUUGAAAAACUAUGGUUCUGGGCAUUUUAUAAAGGGCUCAUCAUCAGCAUUGGGACUAUUGUCUAUUCAAUUGAAUUGCGAAAGAUUACAAUACUACGGAAAAUUAAUCAAUAUUGAUAAAUCUGUUGAGAAGGAAUUUAAUUAUGAAGAUGACAAUCGUAACUACAUUAAAUGGGCGUUUUUGUCCAAAAAUGCAUUAGAUAAGGCUAAAGAUGAGUUCAACAAAGUCAGACUCUUCUUCAAUCAAUACUAUGGCGAUGACAGUUUUUAA